This is a messenger RNA of Pelobates cultripes (western spadefoot toad), 423 nucleotides long. NCBI's taxonomy places the organism in Eukaryota, Metazoa, Chordata, Amphibia, Anura, Pelobatidae. The record is from the annotation of a GenBank genome assembly.
AUGGAUCCUGAGGGGAUGGUGUCAGUAAUUAAUAUGGAUCCUGAGGGGAUGGUGUCAGUAAUUAAUAUGGAUCCAGAGGGGAUGGUGUCAGUAAUUAAUAUGGAUCCUGAGGGGAUUCUGUCAGUAAUUAAUAUGGAUCCAGAGGGGAUGGUGUCAGUAAUUAAUAUGGAUCCUGAGGGGAUUCUGUCAGUAAUUAAUAUGGAUCCUGAGGGGAUGGUGUCAGUAAUUAAUAUGGAUCCAGAGGGGAUGGUGUCAGUAAUUAAUAUGGAUCCUGAGGGGAUUCUGUCAGUAAUUAAUAUGGAUCCUGAGGGGAUUCUGUCAGUAAUUAAUAUGGAUCCUGAGGGAAUUCUGUCAGUAAUUAAUAUGGAUCCUGAGGGGAUGGUGUCAGUAAUUAAUAUGGAUCCUGAGGGAUGGUGUCAGUAA